Molecule: messenger RNA, 823 nt
Organism: Galleria mellonella (greater wax moth)
Lineage: Eukaryota; Metazoa; Arthropoda; Insecta; Lepidoptera; Pyralidae
Gene: Dim1
Product: thioredoxin-like protein 4A
Exons: 3
Coding region: 288-716 (142 amino acids)
Biological process (GO): mRNA splicing, via spliceosome
Cellular component (GO): U5 snRNP; spliceosomal complex; U4/U6 x U5 tri-snRNP complex
Source: RefSeq, a predicted model, not a curated record
UUCAUAAUUUUCACAUUUUUUUUUAUUUCAUAAUAUUUUAACCCUUUUUAAUAGCAAAAUAUAUAAUAAAAUUUUUGUUGUAAAAUACACUAAUUAAUCUGUGGUAUCUCGUUUGGUUUUCACCUGACUAUUAAUAUGUAUGAUUCUGCUAUUAAUCGACAAUUCGAGAACAAAACGAAAGCAUUAGACUUUCAGUAGUAAUAUCGUAUAGUUUAUGUGUGUAUUGUAAAAGUGCUGAACUACAUAAAUAUAAUUGUAUCUGCAAAGUUUUUAAUCAAAAUAGCAUCAUGAGUUAUAUGCUGGGACAUUUACACAACGGCUGGCAGGUGGAUCAGGCAAUCUUGUCUGAAGAAGAUCGCGUGGUGGUGAUUAGAUUUGGUCAUGACUGGGAUCCUACAUGUAUGAAAAUGGAUGAGGUCCUGUAUAGUAUAGCUGAGAAGGUUAAAAACUUUGCUGUCAUCUAUCUAGUGGACAUCACAGAGGUGCCAGACUUCAACAAAAUGUAUGAAUUGUACGACCCGUGCACGGUGAUGUUCUUCUUCCGCAACAAGCACAUCAUGAUCGACCUGGGCACUGGCAAUAACAACAAGAUCAACUGGCCCCUCGAGGACAAGCAGGAAAUGAUCGACAUCAUCGAGACCGUGUACCGCGGCGCGCGCAAGGGCCGCGGUCUGGUUGUCUCGCCUAAGGAUUACUCUACUAAAUAUAGAUAUUAAAUUUCUAUUUCAUUAUUUAGUGUUAUUAAUUAACCGAACAUUGUUUUAAAUGUUCUAAUAAUUUGUACAUUUUUGUCCAUAAACAUUAAAUUUAUAGGUAUUUCUUA